AUGGAUUAUUUUAUAGGUUUAUGUAGAGCAGCAGCAGGAGAGCCAUUUGCUGCGCUGCAGCUGUAUAGACGUGCUGCUGCUGCUGCCUUCCCUCCCUUAUGCCAACUCUUACCAGGUGUAUAUCCAUACCAGCAGCAGCAGCAACAACAGCAGCAGCAGCAACAGCAGCAGCAGCAAGGAGGGCAACAGCGGGACGAACAGGAGAAGCAGCAGCAAAGACUGCAGCAGAAGGAGACACGAGAAGAGGAGGAGGAAGAAGAACGGCAGCAGCAGCAGCAACAGCAGCAGGAAGAGGAGGAGCAGCAACAGCAACAGGAGGAGGAGCAGCAGCAGCAACAGCAGCAGGAAGAGCAGCAGCUCUUCCAGGAUGACGAAGAGGAGGAAGAGCAGCAGCAGCAGCAGCAGCAGGACAGCAGCGUCAAGGCAGCAGCAGAUGGAGAGGAAGCAGAAGCUUCCUCUGCUGCUGCAGUCUGCAGCAGCAGCAACAGCAACAGCAACAAGAACAGCAGCAACAGCAGCAGCAGCAGCAGCAGUGCAUAUUCUUGUGUCUCUUAUUCUGCUGCAUCUGCUGCUUCUUCCUUCAAUAAACUUUGCCGUCGUUUGCUGCGCAGCAACAAUGACUUCAAGGUUUUGCAUGCGUUGAGGCCCUUAUGGUUUGACGUCCUCCCUAAGGAGCACAGCGGAUUAGAAGAACAAAUAGACUUCUUGCUCCUCUCUGCUGAGUUACGAGGGGUUUUCUUGGCUGGUGGUUUAGUCCCUUGUUUAGAUACAUUAGCAGAGGAGUUGCUGCGGUUACAGGCAGCAGACAGCAGCAGCAGCAACAGCAGCAGCAGCAACAGCAGCAGCAGCAACAGCAGCAGCAGCAGCAGCAGCAGGUGUGAGCUGCAGCAGGCUGCAUAG
Eimeria maxima is the source of this 900-nucleotide messenger RNA. RefSeq lists its product as hypothetical. Bases 1 to 900 code for a protein of 299 amino acids. The record is from RefSeq and is a predicted model, not a curated record. The transcript has 3 exons. Lineage: Eukaryota; Apicomplexa; Conoidasida; Eucoccidiorida; Eimeriidae.